Saccostrea cuccullata (small rock oyster) is the source of this 1868-nucleotide messenger RNA. RefSeq lists its product as uncharacterized. The record is from RefSeq and is a predicted model, not a curated record. The coding region runs from base 112 to 1347 and encodes 411 amino acids. Gene Ontology annotation, molecular function: metal ion binding. NCBI's taxonomy places the organism in Eukaryota, Metazoa, Mollusca, Bivalvia, Ostreida, Ostreidae. The transcript has 2 exons.
UUGGUUCUACUAUUUACUCUAUUUCCGGAAAAUUUUUGUCAACAACUGUAGGUGAUACAGGGUGUUUUAUCGAAAAGCGGCAGAAUCAAUGAAGUAAAAAAUUAAUUCAUUAUGCCAGGCAAAAGGAAUAAAGCCCAACAGUCCAAAACAAGUCAGGUGAAAAGACCACGACGUGCACAUAACGGAACUGGAAAGUCCACUACCAAUGAUGCUGUGGCUGUCGAUACAAGCACUCAACCCCUUGAUGUUCCUCCUGAAGCCUUGGCUGCAUUAACCCAAACCAUAACAAAGGCAGUCACGGAGAAGGUGUUAGCAGAGAUAAAACCAUUACUGCAACAUCAGGGGAGUAUCUCUGUUCAUAAUAUGGGGGGAGAAAGGGGAAAUAAUGCUUCCACUACAUCAAGCAAUAGUUUAACAGCAGGUCCUUCUGGGGCAGUUUGUCAAAUAACAAAUAAGUCAGUAGAUGCAAGUAUCUCAGGAUUGGUAUCAGGCGCUGUAAUCGAACACAGUUCACAGAUUGUAGGUACUGAACUUCCACCUGCAGCAAAUGUCGGUAAGAAAUCAGGUUUUGUAAGCUCAUCAGUACCGAUAGAGGCAACUGUUUCUGACAAAAUAAAAUCUAAAAUUUGGUCAAAACAAUAUGUUGAUAUGGCUCUGUUGUUAAAAAAGGAAAAGGGGAAAAGUAAGUAUUCUAUCAAGGUAGAGGAACAGGAUCAGACAGGUAAGGUGGUAAUCCACAAUAUGCGAUCCACAGAUGACGACGAAGUUAGGGAUGGUUCGUUAUCCCUGCAUGACUGGGUAACUGCGUGGAAUAGGUAUGUGACAAUAUAUUGCAUUAAAGAUACACUUGCACAGCCAAAGCUUGCAAAACACAUGGAAUCAGUAAGGCAAAUUGCAGAGGAAAAGGGGGACUGGAGAAAAUAUGAUAAGGAGUUCAGGGAACUCAUAGAACAAGGUGAGGUAGAAUGGGGUGAUGUCCAUAUGGAGAUAUAUGUUAAUGCUCGCCUCAAACAAUCAGAAAAGAAGUCAAGCAAAAUAACACCAGACUGUUCGUCAUUUGGUGCGUAUGAGGAAGUCCCUCAGGGGUCAUGCUUUGCCUAUCACAAAGCUGGAAGGUAUUGUAGGCUUGGUUCAUCAUGCAAAUUCCAGCACAGAUGUUAUAACUGUGGUGGCUUCCAUCCAAUCUACAUAUGUAAAAAACCAAUUCAACGGCCAUUUCGUUUCUUGGACAAAUCCAGAACCCAAAAACCAUUUCAAGGAAAUGGCACAUCAACCAACACAGGUAAUGCUAAAUUCUCAAAGCCAACCUAUCCCACAAAAGGGUCCAACUCCAGUAAAUCCCAGUAGAUUAGAGUACUGGUUGGUGGGGUAUGACAAGGUAGAAACAGAAUUUUUAGUUAAUGGUUUUUUGAUAUGGGUUCCACAUUGGUUACACAGGGGAAAGUAGAAAUACUCUUUCAAAAAAUUUAAAACCGGCACUGGACUUACCAGAAGUUAUUAGCAAAAAGUUAGAAAAGGAGAUAAAUUUGGGUAGAAUUAUGGGUCCUUUCAAAGAGAAACCACUGCCAAUUUUAAAUUGUUCCCCUUUAGGUCUAGUUAGUAAGAAAACAGAGGGUGAGUACCGUAUGAUCCAUCAUUUGUCAUAUCCGGAAGGUGAGUCUGUCAAUGAUGGCAUACCCGAGGAAGAGUCAUUUGUUCAAUACUCUUCUGUAGAGGAUGCUAUUCAAAACAUUAAGCAGUGUGGGAAAGGAUCAUAUUGUUGCAAAACAGAUAUUUCUAAUGCAUUUCGAAUUAUCAACCUACAUGCAUCACAGUUUGAAUACUUUGGUUUCACUUGGCAAGGUCAUUGGUAUUUUGACACGUCUUCA